CGCAGUUUGGGGAUGGACGAGCACUCGGUAGUUACUCACUCCAGCUCACGACUUUUAGUUCAUUAUCAUUGGUUAUUUUUCAUACCAAGGAACGUCAGUGUCUUAUGGGUAAGCAGUCGGCAUUGAUAUUUCAUAACCAUUGGUUUUAUGCUCCACGAUAACAUAAGUGAGAUAAUGGAGCUGGCGCACAGUGUGGAAAAUUCAGCUGCGUCAAAAGGUAUGGAGGGUCGAUCAUGGAUGGAAAAGUUCAAAGCAAUGUCACUGCUCAAUCGAUUUCGUCCCAGCUCUUUGAUCUCCUUAAUGACAUAUUACGCAAGAAACAUACAACCCAUUGUUAAUGAGUGUCAGACGAGCCAACUCCAGGUGGAAAAAUUGAAGGAUUCUAUGAGUGAAACUCUACUCUUUUUUUUGUAUUGCUAUAGAGCUCAAAAAGAGACCUUCCAGGAAACUGAAUGUGCGGCUUAUAUGGACACAAUGUCCGAUUUGUUGGCAAUGUACAUAGACAUGGAGCUGAAGGCAUCAAAACGGAGCAGUGAGGCACAAACCAAUAUUUCAGCUCGACUAAUUUCGUACCUUUACAUUUGCUUAGAUAAAUCACCUCAACACCUCAUGGAUACAUUUCUGAAAGUGCAAUUCCUGAGCUCCACUUAUCAGCAGAUUUUAGAUCCACUUAUAGAGAGAAUCCUUAACAAGGUACCAGAACAUCCUACCUGCGGUGUCAUGUACGUUCGAUAUUUUCUCAUCUAUCGUAUUUGGAGAAGAAUAAAUAAAGGUUCUCCCGUGAAGAAUGACAUAACUGUCAGGGCGAGGAAGUCUCUGCGUUCGUCGCCGUCUACAUUACCAGAGUAUCUUAUUGAUAAUGUACUACCGAAAGUGCCAAAUACCCAAAAAAUCACCACAGAGAUUUUAUUAACUCAGAAGUUUGAUUUGGAGAGAUCAGCGGAGAACUUCCUAAAAUUCGUAAAAGAAUCGUGGGAUCCGCCGCUUGUCGAGGACAGUGAAGCCACCAAGACGCAUCUCUCAAUUUACGAUAAUAAUCAGCCUGAAGAUAAAUCGACAGUUAAUUCGAACAUUAGCAACCAAUCAAAUGAUAUUUUGAGUAAUUCAAUUAUAAAAUUAAAUACCGAUAAAUUGUCACCAAAAACUCAAAUUUUACCGCGUAGAAUACCCAAGAAAUUGGGUGAAGUAGUUUUAAUCGAUUUAACAACUGACGAUACAAAUGGUAGAGUAUCGAAGCUGAAAAAAUCUGGCAGACGUUUGUCGUGGCUACAAGAGGUAGCAAAGAGGAAAAUAACAAACAACAUCUCCAAGGAAGAUAGCACCAUUGAAGAUUUUCGCAAAUUGAAUUUAUCAUUAUUCCUCACAACCGAUGGAACUCAAUCCAUGAUUAUUGAGGAGCAUCAAGAGACAGAGACAAGUGCACUUGGUAUCGAUAGUCUGAGCUUGACGGAGAGGCCUGAAACCAUUGAACUCGAGCCGUCUGAUGAACUAAAAGUAUCAGAAACUGACGAUAAUGUAAAUCCUUCAUUGCAGGAUAUCUCAGCGUCAUCAAACAAUGAUGAUUGUAAAAUAACCAUGGAUAAUGAAACGAUUGAGAGUGAAAUUAAAGUACAAAUAGAAGUUCAGAAUGAGCUUGAAGUAACGACUGAAAUUAACGAAUUAAAAUGUGAAGAUAAUAUAACGGAGAUGUUAAGGGAUGAAAUCAUUGAUGAUACAAAUUCUGCAAGUACAAAUUUUGUUAUUGAGUCCCAGAGGGACACUGUACUUCAUAUUAAUCACAAAUUGAAGGAGAGACGGAGGGAGAUGCUCGACUGUUCGCCGGAGAAAAUCGCUAAUGGUCACUUUCAAGAGCUCCCUAUAGACGGUCUCUCAUUACUUGCUAUUGUAUCUCAAAAUGCGGCCCACUUGAGUACAACGACAACAAGUAGUGAUCCAAGUAAUGCAAAUCGUGAGAUUAUCAAAGUCAAAGAUUACAGGAGUCUAACAGAGUUGGGAAGUGUUAACGAGAUGCAUCAGCCUAACAACGCAGGCGAAUUAUCAAGCAGUACAAUUCCAAUAUGUCCCAAUGAUGACAUCGACGAAGUAGCACUUCAGAUUGAAGUAUCAUCGUCGGAGGAUGUUGAGAAGUUACCCACUGAUGAAGAUAAUGAGUGUCCAAAUAGUUCAGCCGACAGUUCGAUGCAAUCAGAGAGGGAGGAGCCAAAUGUCAUUCUGAGUGGCGAGACAGUGUUCCUUUAUCAGAAAUCUCCUAAUAGCAAUUUGUACAUAAUAAACAAAGCAGUUGAGAAUCGCGAAGGGGAGGAGGGCAAUAAUAUGAGUGACAAAGUCGCCCCAAUGGAGGGCAUUGACGAGGCAAAUUACCCUUACGAAAUUUACGAGAAAAUGUACAGAAUUCCUCAGCCAGCGGUACCUCAAACAUUUGACGAUCCCAGACGUGCACAAAAGGUCAAAGUGACCACCUCAAGCGACACUGGUCGAGCAAUUGAUCUCCAGAAAACCGCUAUGAAGAAGACAGUCAACAGUAUAGAAGUUAAAUCACCGAGAAGGCACAGGAUAAGGCAGGAAUUUAAUGGAUGUCCCUCUGAUCUCGUCGACCCACAUUCCAUUCAUAUUCCAGCCACAACAUCCCUCUAUCACGCAAACUAUCCCACUUCAGAAUUGUACAUCUCCUGCCGGCAAAAUUGCAGCUCUGUUACCUGCGCUAUUCCAGUCAAUCAAUCAGCUCCACCAAUGCAUUCCCAUCAAAACUCAUUGAGAUGCACAUGUUUAAACUGUCCUUAUGACAUUGUCACUCACUUCUCUCAAUGCAUCAUUCCACCGGGUGAGGCGCAGCCGACAAGUGGAAUUGAUGGUGUUUAUUACAUUGGAAUUCAGCCGUCCUCGGUCCUGCAGGAUUGCAGUCUCAAGACAGCGCACGAGACUGAUGUCAAGCCAUUCGAUGAGAAACCCCUGUACAAGAUUGAAAUUGAUAAUGAAAUUGACAAUAACAUACAGGAAACAUUUGGAAAGACAGAUGUCAAUCGGAAGUUGCCUUUGAAGAAGCGGUUUAGCAUGAUGUCUACGAGCUUUGGGGAGACGAGUGUCAAGACAGAGAAGCCUAUUGAGAAUUAUCCGAAUAUACCUAUGAUAUUCAUAGCCGCUCUGGAGCCCACUAACGACAUGAAAUUAUCACCUGGAUUGAAUAAUCAUCAGAUUCAUUCCACUGAAAUAAUCAGACGUGAUUACGAGAAGGAUUUAAUCAACGGUUAUCACUUCAACGACGAUCGUAAGCGUAAGCAAUGCGACACUAGUACACCAGUGCCAAUCAAAGCACGUAAGCCGAGUACGGAGAGUAGACAAAUAUCGAGGCCUUCGAAGAAAGUUCAGGAGCCAAAGUCUCCGACUAAAAAUUCAAAGAGACAGACGAGACUGUUACAGAGAAAAGCACCUAGAGUUAAUUACUGCUACGAUGAUAAUGAGAGAAAUCCGUCCUGUGCGUAUAAGCGUAAGCGCAAGAGUAGAACACGAUGAUCAGUCAAAGUGUCACUUGUCACCUGUCUCAUUAAAUCCUCAAUAAUUACAAUUUUGCUAAACAUAAAAAGCAGAGAAGCAGAGGGAGAUUGAUAUAAUGAUAAAUACCUGACCGUUCGACUGGCUGUGGUAUUGUAACUGUUCAUUGUAAAUAAUUUAUUAGUAUUAUUGCGUGUACAUAAUUAUCAAAAUCAAUGGUAGAUUGAUUUUUAUUAGAUAAAUUCAUUAUACGUAACAGAUUCGACAUGGAAGAUUGAUCAUCACUUGAAGAUUUCAACAGCUUGAAGAUUACAAUUGAUUUCCUGUUGCUGUUGUGAAGAAGAAAAGCUGGUGGUUUUAUUCUUUCGCUGAAUAAUUCUCGCUGGAACCGAGAAUACAGGGCGUCGAUGCCACAGCAUCGAUACACCACUGGUCAUGCAGCUGAAACAUCGGGAGCAUACCGAACUGUAUCAAUAUAAGAAAUAGCGCCAAUAUCAGAGUUUCCGCCAUAUGAAUAAUUCACCGACCAAGAUACAACAGAAAUUAAAACGAAAAAGCCCAACAAAAUUGACAGAACCAAGUAGAACCUAUUUUUUCGAUGAGACAAGUGAGAGGGGAUUCAUAAUCAAAAUACAACUGAAAGGACCCUAGUCAAUGAAUAACAGCUGUUUACCAUGGUUUUACCAUUUUAAUUAUUUAAUUUAAUCAAUCAAUUUGCAUGAUGUCUUCCCCCUAUUCAGACGGGCGUCGCUGAUUAUGUCGAUCCAAUCUAUUAUGUUUAUCAAUUAAAAUUUAUAUUUUUAUGAUUUUUUUUUCUUUAGUUUUUAUUUAUAUUUCUUAAAACGAAAGACUGAGAAACAAAAUAUUGUCGCUUGCAUAUUAUUUAAGCC
Diachasma alloeum is the source of this 4379-nucleotide messenger RNA. RefSeq lists its product as uncharacterized. NCBI's taxonomy places the organism in Eukaryota, Metazoa, Arthropoda, Insecta, Hymenoptera, Braconidae. The record is from RefSeq and is a predicted model, not a curated record. The transcript has 8 exons. Bases 148 to 3510 code for a protein of 1120 amino acids.